AUGGACGUGUCUCCGGAUCAACUCGAUGCCGCCACUCGUGCCGAAGUAGCCAGGACCAGCCGCACCAUCGAUCAAGCUCAAAGUGAGGAAGAUGAUGGGCCAACAGAGGCAAGCCAACCAAGCGAGCUGACAGAGAAAUCACGCCCAAACGAUGAAUGGAUUGUGGAUUCGAUCAGACAGGAUUAUUACCGGGUUUUCGUGUGGCUCUUCUCCGUUUUGUUAUUGGAA
Messenger RNA from Mesorhabditis belari, 228 nucleotides. Lineage: Eukaryota; Metazoa; Nematoda; Chromadorea; Rhabditida; Rhabditidae. The record is from the annotation of a GenBank genome assembly.